Molecule: messenger RNA, 3051 nt
Organism: Danaus chrysippus (African queen)
Lineage: Eukaryota; Metazoa; Arthropoda; Insecta; Lepidoptera; Nymphalidae
Source: the annotation of a GenBank genome assembly
AUGAUUCCGGCCAGGAUCGAACUGGCGGCCUUCUGCGUGUACAGCAGAUGUGAUAACCACUACACCACGGAACCACUUGCUGGUGGAGGCGAAUUAAUGAAUAAGAUUAAUAAAGUACUUAUAGAGCGACUUCUUUCAAAUUGCAAUGACUUAGAUAAGGUUUAUGUCAUGAUAAGAGAGAAAAAAGGAGUUAGCACAGACACGCGUCUUAAAGAAAUGUUUAAUGUACCGCUUUUCGAUAGAUUGAAACAAGAAAAGCCACAUGUUAUGAAAAAAGUUGUGCCAAUUGGAGGUGACCUAUCCCAGCAUGAGCUGGCUAUCAAGCCUGAGGAUCUGGAGAAAUUGGUUGAGAAGGUGUCUGUAGUCUUUCACUCCGCGGCGACCGUCAGAUUCAAUGAGAAGAUAGAAGAAACGAUGAAAAUAAAUUACACCGGAACGAAGAAAAUCAUAGACUUGACUAAGAAGAUGAAGAACUUGGAUACCUUCCUAUACAUAUCAACGGCGUUUUCCAACAUGCACCACAUGAUAGUUGAGGAGAAGCUCUACUCUCCUAUGAGGACGGAGCAAGAGGUGUAUGAUUUCAUGAAAAACAGCGACAGAAGUACUUCAAGAUAUAAGAAGUUCUUAGGUGACUUUCAAAAUCCUUAUACAUUGUCUAAAUGCUUGUGUGAGAAUUUGGUGUCGCAGGAAAAGGGGGACGCCAAGACGGUGAUCGUGCGGCCAUCUAUCGUCGGUCCCUGCCUCUCAUCUCCAAUACCUGGAUGGUUGGACACAUGGAUUGCUAAUACCGCUUUAUUCAGUGACAUUACUCGAGGAAUGACUCGAGUUUUCUACGGAGACCAGUCCGUAGUAUGCGACAUGAUACCAGUAGAUUUCGUCUCAAAUUUCAUCAUAAUCGCAGCAGCUAAAGGCGCCAGCAACAAAGAAUUAAAUGUGUACAACGUAUGCAGCAGUUCAAUCAAUCCAAUCAGUUGGAAAGCUGCCGCUGACAUGUAUUUCGACGAGAGUUUAAAAUAUCCUAAAUUCCCAGGUCAAUUAAAGCCUACGAAGCCUUUGAUACUCAGGUCUCCCUUGCUAGUUGACACUUUGACCUUUACCCUUCAAACAGUACCAGCGGCCAUGACGGACUUAUAUUUGAAGAUAAGGGGAGAGAAACCAAGACAUUUACACGAACAGAAACGAGCUGUUCUUCUGAGGGAUAUACUAAAACAAUUCACAGCGGCCUCAUUAUUUAUAAAAUCUGAGAAAGCCAGGAAAUUAAUAUCGGGACUGAGCGAAGAGGACAAGGUUCGAUUCCCGUGCGACGCCAACACUAUAGACUGGAGGGAGUAUAUGAAAAUAUUGUACGGAGGCGUUCAGAAAUAUAUACAAAACAGCGACUGUUCGAGUCUGUCUGGCAGUUUAUGUAUAUCAGGCCAAUGUGCUUGUGAGCCAGGACAACAAGUAGUGCUGGGAGGCAGUAUGUGUAUAGAUGUUGCUCCCUACUACUCAUCUUCCUGCGUAGAAGAUUUUCAGUGUGGUGGGUUAUUCACUGGCUUCGAAUGUAGGAAGAAUGGAAAUAAUACUGCGGGCCAAUGCAUGUGUAAACCCGGUUUCCACUUUCUAAGUGGCAGAUGUUGGAUGUCAAAAGCACAUGGUGAGGCUUGCAGCACUAGUGAGGAAUGUAUGAACACAGCGAUAGAUCCAUUCAGUCUCCAGUGUAAUAAAACUUGCCAGUGCGCAGACGGAUAUACAGAAAGACAAAGAGGCAUUUGCAGGAAGACAUCAAGCGCUGUUGGUGAAGCGUGUGUGUUGAACAGCGACUGUAACUUUCCCGGUGGUGUUUGCAAUCCUCGUACAUUCGUUUGCAGCAACGCCAAUGACACAUCAACGCAGAGUCCGUUCCGCAACUUCGAGAUACAGACACAUCAAAAUAUAUCGCGAGUGAGGUGUAAUGGAAACAAUUCAUGUGUCAGUCCGUUUGUUUGUUCCGGAAUAGGCAUAUGCGUGUGUCCACCCGGAUACUAUGAGAGUAGAAAUGGUGGAUGUUUGGCUGAGCUCGGAUCUCCCUCAACUCCAGAACAAUGCGUUGGUUUCCUAGCAGAAGUCGUGAAUGGUAUUUGUACGUGUAGGAAUAAUUUCUUCUUCGAUGAGAACAUGAGGGAUUGUGUUAAAGUGAGUCGUUUCAUAACUGAUUCCUGUAUGUCCGAUGCAUCCUGUUACACAUUCGGACCGGCUCGCUGUGGCCCACCCUCUUCUCCGUACGGCAUAAGAACUUGUGAAUGUGUGGAUUCAAUAUGGGAUGAUAAUAUGAACGCCUGCAGAUAUUUCUCCGGUGUCGGUGAAUAUUGUGAAUUGGACAGCGAUUGUCUUGCUGGGGAUAAACAGAUAGAUUGUGUUAAGAAUAGUGAUGGAGCAGGAGUUUGUACGUGUCCUAUAGGACAGACGGAGUUCGAGGGAUUAUGUCUUGAAUCAGAUCUUGACCUUGGUGAUUCUUGUCAAAAUUCGUUGGAGUGUGGUGGUAACUACACUAUCUGUAAUUCAGGCAUCUGUUCUUGCACAGAGGGUUACAGACAGCAAGAAUCAAAUGGAAAAACUAUUUGCUUACCAGCGAUCGGUGGUGCGUGUGAGGUGAAUAAUGAUUGUAUUAUUGAAAACACGUUUUGUGACAACAACUCAAAGACCUGCCAGUGUCGUGGAGGGUACACGGCCUUUGAAGAUAUUUGUUGGGAGGCGUCUUCUGGCUACAAUUCUUCUUGCACGGUCACAGCCGAAUGCGCUUUACAAUCAGCUUCAUGUACAAAUGGUUUCUGUACUUGUCUGCCUAAUCAUCAUUACAAGGAUAAUGACUGUUACCCUAUCGUUGAACUAUUUUCUUUAUGCACGCGGUCCAGUGAAUGUUUUCUUGGAAAUAAUAUAUCUGACAGAGCGAUAUGCAGAAACGGUGUAUGCCAAUGUGACUUUGAAUACCCCUAUUCAGAAGAAUUAAGGAUUUGUGCAUCAUCAUCUACAUCUUUGGUGGCAACUGCCUUCGUGACCAUCGCUACUGUAUUGUCAAUACUAGUUCAAUAA